AUGAGUACGGACGCGGAGAUGCAGAUUUACGGCAAGGCGGCCAUCUACCUCCGUAAACCAGAGAAGGAGAGGAUUGAGGCUCAAAGUGCUCCCUUUGAUGCCAAGAGUGCCUGCUACGUGGCUGAUGUCAAGGAGCUGUACCUCAAGGCUAAAAUCAUCAAGAAGGAAGGUGGCAAAGUCACAGUCAAUGUCUUGGGCACUGAGGAGGAGAGAACAGUUAAAGAAGAGGACGUCUCUCCCAUGAAUCCUCCCAAGUACGACAAAAUUGAGGACAUGGCCAUGAUGACCCACCUCAAUGAAGCCUCUGUGCUUUAUAACCUCAAAGAGCGUUAUGCAGCAUGGAUGAUCUACACCUACUCUGGGCUGUUCUGUGCGACUGUCAACCCCUACAAGUGGCUGCCAGUGUACGACAUGGAAGUCGUCAAUGCCUACAGAGGCAAGAAGCGUAUGGAGGCUCCACCCCACAUCUUCUCCGUCUCUGACAACGCUUUUCAGUUCAUGCUUUGUGAUCUGCUGGAGAAGUCUAGAGUAACAUACCAGCUUGAACUGGAGAGAGGCUACCACAUCUUCUUCCAGAUGAUGACCAACCACAAGCCUGAGAUCAUUGAAAUGUGUCUCAUUACAUCCAACCCAUACGACUUCCCCAUGUGCAGCAUGGGUCAAAUUACUGUUGCUAGCAUUGAUGACAAAGAGGAGCUGGAAGCAACUGAUAAUGCCAUUGACAUCCUGGGCUUCACCGCUGAGGACAAGGUGAGCAUCUACAAAACAACAGGUGCUGUCCUCCACCACGGAAACAUGAAGUUCAAGCAAAAGCAGCGUGAGGAGCAGGCUGAACCUGAUGGCACUGAGGAUGCUGACAAGGUUGCUUACCUGCUGGGUCUGAACUCUGCGGACAUGCUUAAGGCGUUGUGCUACCCCAGAGUCAAGGUCGGAAAUGAGUAUGUCACCAAGGGACAGACAGUGCCACAGGUGAUGAAUUCUGUACCUGCCCUGGCCAAGUCCAUCUAUGAAAGGAUGUUCUUGUGGAUGGUCAUCCGCAUCAACCAGAUGCUGGACACCAAGCAACAGAGAAACUUUUUCAUUGGUGUCUUGGACAUUGCCGGCUUUGAAAUCUUUGAUUUCAACACCUUGGAGCAGCUGUGCAUUAACUUCACCAAUGAGAAACUGCAACAGUUCUUUAACCACACCAUGUUCGUCCUGGAGCAAGAGGAGUACAAGAAGGAGGGUAUUGUCUGGGAGUUCAUUGAUUUCGGCAUGGACUUGGCUGCCUGCAUUGAGCUGAUUGAAAAGCCCAUGGGCAUCUUUGCCAUCCUUGAAGAGGAGUGCAUGUUCCCCAAAGCCUCAGAUACAACCUUUAAGAACAAGCUGUAUGAUCAACAUCUUGGCAAGAACAAGGCGUUUGAGAAGCCUAAACCAUCCAAGGGCAAGGCUGAGGCCCACUUCUCCCUGGUGCACUAUGCUGGAACUGUGGACUACAACAUUACUGGCUGGCUGGACAAGAACAAGGACCCCCUGAACGAGUCUGUUAUCCAGCUGUACCAGAAAUCUUCAGUCAAACUUAUGCCUAUUCUGUAUCCCCCUGUUGUUGAAGAGCCCAAAGGAGGCAAGGGAGGCAAGAAGAAGGGUGGUUCCAUGCAGACUGUGUCCUCACAGUUCAGGUUCAUUGACAACAAGAAGGCUUCUGAGAAGCUGCUGGGAUCCAUUGAUGUCAACCAUGAUGAAUAUAAAUUUGGACACACUAAGUACAAUGUUCGCUCAUUCAUGAAUGUCAAGCACUGGCCAUGGAUGAAGGUGUACUAUAAGAUCAAGCCCCUCCUGAAGAGUGCUGAGACUGAGAAGGAACUUGCCCAGAUGAAGGAGAAUUAUGAAAAGAUGACCACUGACUUGGCUGCGGCUUUGGCCAAAAAGAAGGAGCUUGAGGAGAAGAUGGUUUCCCUUCUGCAGGAAAAGAAUGAUCUGCAGCUUCAAGUGUCCUCUGAAGGAGAGAAUCUAGCAGAUGCUGAGGAGAGGUGCGAGGGUCUUAUCAAAAGUAAGAUUCAGCUGGAGGCCAAACUGAAGGAAACAACUGAGAGACUGGAGGAUGAAGAAGAGAUCAAUGCUGAGCUCACUGCCAAGAAAAGGAAGUUGGAAGAUGAAUGUUCAGAGCUCAAGAAAGAUAUUGAUGAUCUGGAACUUACCUUGGCCAAAGUGGAGAAAGAGAAGCAUGCCACUGAAAACAAGGUGAAGAACCUGACAGAGGAGAUGGCUUCUCAAGAUGAGAGCAUUGCUAAGCUCACUAAAGAAAAGAAGGCGCUCCAAGAGGCUCACCAGCAGACACUGGAUGACCUGCAGGCAGAGGAAGACAAAGUCAACACUCUUACCAAGGCUAAGACUAAGCUUGAGCAACAAGUUGAUGAUCUUGAAGGUUCAUUGGAGCAGGAGAAGAAGCUCCGUAUGGACCUGGAGAGAGCCAAGAGGAAGCUGGAGGGUGACCUGAAACUUGCUCAGGAAUCCAUAAUGGAUCUUGAGAAUGACAAGCAGCAGUCUGAGGAGAAAAUUAAAAAGAAAGACUUUGAGACCAGUCAGCUUCUCAGCAAGAUUGAGGAUGAGCAGUCUCUGGGAGCACAGCUUCAGAAAAAGAUUAAGGAGCUUCAGGCCCGUAUUGAGGAGCUUGAGGAAGAGAUUGAGGCUGAGCGGGCUGCACGUGCCAAGGUUGAGAAGCAGAGAGCAGAUCUGUCCAGGGAACUUGAAGAGAUCAGUGAGAGGCUGGAAGAGGCCGGCGGUGCCACUGCUGCUCAGAUUGAGAUGAACAAGAAGCGCGAGGCUGAGUUCCAGAAGCUCCGUCGUGACCUUGAGGAGUCCACUCUGCAGCAUGAAGCCACUGCUGCUGCUCUGCGCAAGAAGCAGGCGGACAGUGUUGCUGAGCUGGGAGAGCAGAUUGAUAACCUCCAGCGAGUCAAGCAGAAGCUUGAGAAGGAAAAGAGUGAAUACAAGAUGGAAAUUGAUGACCUCUCCAGCAACAUGGAGGCUGUGGCUAAAGCUAAGGACCAACUUAGCGAGCUGAAGACCAAGAAUGAUGAAAAUGUUCGCCAGAUCAAUGACCUUGGAGGACAAAAAGCCCGUCUCCUCACAGAGAAUGGUGAGUUUGGCCGCCAAAUUGAAGAGAAGGAAGCCCUUGUCUCUCAGUUGACAAGAGGCAAACAAGCUUUCACACAGCAGAUUGAGGAGAUCAAAAGGCAAAUUGAGGAAGAGGUCAAGGCCAAGAAUGCCCUUGCUCAUGGACUUCAGUCUGCUCGUCACGAUUGCGAUCUGCUCAGGGAACAGUUUGAAGAGGAGCAGGAGGCCAAGGCUGAACUUCAGCGUGGAAUGUCUAAGGCCAACAGUGAGGUAGCUCAGUGGAGAUCGAAGUAUGAAACCGAUGCUAUCCAGCGCACUGAGGAGCUUGAGGAAGCCAAAAAAAAGCUUGCCCAACGGCUCCAAGAGGCCGAGGAGCAGAUUGAGGCUGUCAACUCCAAGUGUGCUUCUCUGGAGAAAACCAAACAGAGGUUGCAGAGUGAGGUUGAGGAUCUCAUGAUUGAUGUGGAGAGAGCUAAUGGUCUCGCUGCCAACCUUGACAAGAAGCAGAGGAACUUUGACAAGGUCCUGGCUGAAUGGAAGCAGAAGUUUGAGGAGGGUCAGGCAGAGCUUGAGGGAGCUCAAAAGGAGGCCCGCUCAAUGGGAACUGAGCUUUUCAAGAUGAAGAACUCCUAUGAAGAAGCUCUUGACCAGCUGGAGACCAUGAAACGUGAAAACAAGAACUUGCAGCAGGAGAUCUCUGACUUGACUGAGCAGAUUGGUGAGACUGGCAAGAGCAUCCAUGAAUUGGAGAAGUCCAAGAAGCAGGUUGAGACAGAAAAGUCUGAAAUCCAGACUGCCCUUGAGGAGGCUGAGGGAACUCUUGAACAUGAAGAGUCCAAGAUCCUUCGUGUCCAGCUGGAGCUUAAUCAAGUGAAGGGUGAGGUUGACAGGAAGCUGGCAGAAAAAGAUGAGGAAAUGGAACAGAUCAAGAGGAACAGCCAGAGGGUCAUUGACUCCAUGCAAGGCACUCUGGACUCUGAGGUCAGAAGCAGAAAUGAUGCCCUCAGAAUCAAGAAGAAGAUGGAGGGAGACUUGAAUGAGAUGGAGAUUCAGCUUAGCCAUGCCAAUCGUCAGGCUGCAGAGUCCCAGAAACAGCUGAGAAAUGUGCAGACACAGCUCAAGGAUGCCCAACUGCACCUUGAUGAUGCAGUGAGAGCUCAGGAGGACUUCAAAGAACAAGCUGCUAUGGUGGAGCGCAGAAAUGGCCUGAUGUUGGCGGAAAUUGAGGAACUCAGGGCUGCUCUGGAACAGACAGAAAGAGGACGCAAAGUCGCUGAACAGGAGCUGGUCGAUGCCAGCGAACGUGUUGGACUUCUGCAUUCUCAGAACACAAGUCUGCUGAACAGCAAGAAAAAGCUUGAAACUGAUCUGGUUCAGGUCCAGAGUGAAGUUGAUGACACUAUUCAGGAAGCAAGAAACGCUGAGGAGAAGGCCAAGAAGGCCAUCACUGAUGCUGCCAUGAUGGCCGAGGAGCUGAAGAAGGAGCAGGACACCAGUGCUCAUCUUGAGAGGAUGAAGAAGAAUCUUGAAGUUGCUGUUAAGGACCUGCAGCACCGUCUGGAUGAGGCUGAGAAUCUGGCCAUGAAGGGCGGCAAGAAGCAGCUCCAGAAACUGGAGUCUAGGGUGCGUGAGCUGGAGACAGAGGUGGAAAAUGAACAGAGACGUGGAGCAGAUGCCGUUAAGGGUGUUCGCAAAUACGAGAGGAGAGUCAAGGAGCUCACCUACCAGACUGAAGAGGACAAGAAGAAUGUCACCAGGCUCCAGGAUCUGGUUGAUAAGCUGCAGCUCAAGGUGAAGGCCUACAAGAGGCAGGCUGAGGAAGCGGAGGAGCAGGCCAACCAGCAUCUGUCCAAGUGCAGAAAGAUUCAGCAUGAGCUGGAGGAGGCUGAGGAGCGUGCCGAUAUUGCAGAGUCCCAGGUUAACAAGCUGAGAGUCAAGAGCCGUGACGCAGGCAAGGACGGCGCCCACAGCAGUGCAUGA
Messenger RNA from Knipowitschia caucasica, 5076 nucleotides. The record is from the annotation of a GenBank genome assembly. NCBI's taxonomy places the organism in Eukaryota, Metazoa, Chordata, Actinopteri, Gobiiformes, Gobiidae.